Molecule: messenger RNA, 6056 nt
Organism: Conger conger (European conger)
Lineage: Eukaryota; Metazoa; Chordata; Actinopteri; Anguilliformes; Congridae
Gene: slc16a10
Product: solute carrier family 16 member 10
Exons: 6
Coding region: 349-1830 (493 amino acids)
Biological process (GO): transmembrane transport
Molecular function (GO): monocarboxylic acid transmembrane transporter activity
Source: RefSeq, a predicted model, not a curated record
ACAAUAUCGCAACACUGCUUGUCAGUUGCAGUGGAGUUUGCCGUCGUGUCAAUAGCCCCUGAUGGAGAGAUUUUUGAGAAGGUUAUAACGUUACUUAUGAUUCACUUGCAGGGAAUUCAUAGAGCAUAGCUAGCUACUUGCCUGCAGCACAUUUCAGUUUUCCAGUCUCUGAUCCUCCAGAAUUUACAUACUGCAGCGAUUGGGAUCUUGCUUGCUGCAUGAAUUGCUGGAACGUUAGCUAACUGUUAGCGAGCGUAUCUCGGCAUAAAGAAAAAAAAAAGCUUUACGUGUUAGUCAGCUAACUGCCAGCAUUUGGUGGUAUUCUUAAUUUUAAGAUACAUUCAAGAGAUGACACAGGGGAACAACAUGACUGAAAAUGAGUAUGAUACGACAAAGGGCAACAUCUCUACAGUGCCGGCUGAGGUGGACGAGAAGAAGGCAGAAGAGAGUUGUUUGAAUGAAGAGGAGAAGAAGGAGAAUGGGGAUAGUAAAUUAAAGGUCCCCGAGACUGCUGAAAAAGAAUUCGAGCCCCCGGAGGGAGGUUGGGGAUGGGUGGUCAUGCUGGCUGCCAUGUGGUGCAACGGGUCGGUGUUUGGGAUCCAGAAUGCUUUCGGUAUCCUCUUCGUGUCUCUGCUGAAGGAGUUCGGCUCCGAAAAGGACGAAGACCUCAGGUUUAAAACAGCUUGGGUUGGCUCCCUGUCCAUGGGUAUGAUCUUCUUCUGCUCGCCCAUCGUCAGCAUCUUCACCGACCUGCUGGGCUGCAGGAUUACCGCAGUGGGUGGGGCGGCCGUGGGGCUGGUGGGACUGCUGGCCAGCUCCUUCGUCACGUCCCUGGGCCCCCUCUACUUCACUUACGGGAUCGUCUUCGCCUGCGGCUGCUCCUUCGCCUACCAGCCCAGCCUGGUCAUCCUGGGGCACUACUUCAAGAAGCGUCUGGGGCUGGUGAACGGCAUCGUGACGGCGGGCAGCAGCAUCUUCACCAUCACGCUGCCGUUCCUGCUGUCAGGCCUGUUGGAGAAGGUGGGCCUCCACAACACCAUGCGGGUGCUCAGCAUCUUCAUGUUCAUGCUCAUGCUGGCCGGCUUAACCUACAGGCCGCUCCUGCCCUCCGGCUCCUUCAACAGCAAGACCGGCAGCCGCUGCCCGCCCAUCAACAAGGUCUUCAACGUCAACAUCUGGAAGUCGCUGGGCUACCGGAUCUGGGCUUUCGGCAUCCCCGCCGCACUGUACGGAUACUUUGUGCCGUACGUUCACUUGAUGAAACAUGUGGAGGAGCUGUUCGGGAAGGACGCCAACAAAGAGGUCCUCCUCAUGUGCAUCGGCAUAACUUCCGCGGUGGGCCGGCUGAUCUUCGGCAGGGUGGCGGACUAUGUCCCCGGCGUCAACAAGGUGUACCUGCAGGUUGCGUCUUUCUUAGUCAUCGGCCUGAUGUCCAUGAUGAUCCCGCUCUGCAAGAUAUUUGGCGGGCUCAUCGCCGUCUGCCUGCUCAUGGGCCUGUUUGAUGGCUGCUUCAUCUGCAUCAUGGCCCCCAUCGCCUUCGAGCUGGUGGGUUCCCAGGACGUGUCCCAGGCCAUCGGCUUCCUGCUCGGGAUGAUGUCUGUGCCCAUGACCGUGGGGCCACCCAUUGCAGGUUUCUUGAGGGACAGGCUGGGCUCCUACGACGUAGCCUUCUACCUGGCAGGUAUACCCCCCCUCAUCGGGGGAGCUGUGCUGUGUACCAUUCCCUGGGUGGAGGCGAGGAGGAAGAGGAGGGAAAAGGAAGCGGAGGCUGACGCUAAACUGAACUACAACAAGAACAGCGAGAUUCUAGAACACGACUCUGUCAUCUGAUCACCCGCCAUGCACAUGCAUGCAUGAACACAGGCGUGAAUUUAAACCCAUUUAAACAAACUGCUGAGUAUGUUCAUAAUACACACUUACACAAGUACACAUAUUUACCUGUAUAUGUAUAUACAUAGACAGUAUUAUAUGGCUGCUCUUGCAGAAAAACUUAGGGAAACUUAAUGUAUUUCAGUGAAAAGCAUAUAGUAAUACACAAGUGAUUUUUUUAAAUGAAUGUGAUCUUAAAGAGCUAUGCAUCGCAAUGCCACAUUCCCAUGAGUAUUCUGCGUUUAGAAUAACUUAGAGAUAAACAUGGAAAUGAAGAAAUAUUUCUUACAAGGGACAGCACACUUUCCAAAAGCAUUUAUUUUCAGGCUGAAAGCACUUCGCUGCCUAACGAGGAAACUGUGUGAAGACGUUCUGUCUUAAGAGUAGUUUGAGGCUUUCAAUCAGCAGUGGCCCGCAAAGCCUCGUAUAUAUACAUGUAUAUAUCUCCCUCAUGGGCAAUUGAGGUUAAUCUCUAUGGUAAAGAUAGAUGGUUGAUUUUCCAUCGAGUUCAUGCUCCUGUUUGGAGCUUGUAAUUUGUUCCAUUUUAAAACAAAAAUAAUUCAUUAUUUAAAAAUAAAGCCCAGGGAAAGUGUUUGAUUGAACAUACUAAGCAUUUGCCAAGUCGAUUUACAGGGUUGACUGUGUGCCAUAAAUCCAGUCAAAUACUUUCCCUAUUCCCAGAGAACAACCCUAGGUGAUUUUGAAGAGAGAGCAUAUUUUUGUAGCCAAAGAAAUCGAUAAUAGCUUUUCUGUAUAUGUCUGGUUUAAUGUAACUAGUGUAGACUCCAGGGUCUGCCAUAAGUUGGGAGUAAGCUAUUACCAAAUCCUAAUAGAUUCCCCAAAAGAGAGGCAUUUGCCUAACACACAACACUGAUAAAGAUAUUUUAAUAUCUCUUGAUAUAUUUUAGAAGUCUGAUAAAUAGAUUUGUUUAUAAAGCAUCAUUCAAUUGAGGGGCUGCCUAGAGAAUUCCAUUGUUGACUGGAAUUGAGAAAUUGCAAAACAAUCUGCCUCUGCUUUUUAGGUGAAUCUUAAUAUGUGGGUUCAUAAGAUUCUCCUAAAUAUGCGAAGAUUGUCAAUGUGUGGGGACUAUGAAAUGAUAUGACCUGGGCAUACAAUAUCACUUCAAAGAAGUGCAUUAUUACAUAGUGGGUGGGUAGGGUCGUUUUUUUAAAAAUGGUAGUACAUUUAUUUUAUGAGUUUAGAUGGUGCUGGGACGGCUCAAGAGAGCAGCUUUUAGCACAUUUGCAGCAUCUACAGUGUCCUGUACUUGCGAAAACUAGAGCUGAAGAAUGUCGUCACGAGUCUUCACCGGACCUGACUUUCAUUGAUGCUUUUUAAUGUCAUUGAUCUCUUUGCGUUUUUUUUUAUGAGUUUCCAAGUGAGUUGGCAAGUGUGGCUGACAGAGUGAGUGGAAAUCCUCUUCAGUGUUAAACCAUUAUUACUAUGGUAAUCUUUUACACACAUUUUACGAGCGUUUGAGGUUGAGAUGUAUUUCUCUAUGCAACACAAUGUGAAAUCGCUAUGUAUUGAUUCGCCACAGAUUUUUGUAAAAAACAAGGAAUAAGAUGCAUUAAUUGCAUUGUAAAAGUGGAUGUGGUCUAUAAAUGUGUAUUUUAUUCAAUUUAACGCAUAUCAAUAAGCCGGGAUUGUAUUACCAGCUCCUUAGUGAAUAUUAUGCAGGCUUACCUUAAAUGACACAAAUAUGUCUUAACCAAUAUGUCCCAGUUUCGAAAUUAUAUUGCUACAUCAGAAAUGUGAGCCAUUUUAUCCAUUGUCUUUGUGUUCAGUUAUAUACAACAGAAAAGAGUCAAUUAACUAAUUUCUAUUUAUAGUUGCAUGUACUUUUUUGAGAAUUUUAAGUAGUACAGUUCACAUAUUACAUUAAUUGAACUCAAUGCCAUAAUGAAUAUAUGUUGCUCUACAUAUUGUUGAUGUACAGUUUAUUUGAUGGUCAAGUAUAUUAUAUUUUGCUUUUUAAAUGCUAUGGGUACCCUUGAAUUGCACAAAGAAGCUGAAUGUCAUAGGAAAUCAGUUUAAAUUAGCCACAGUGCAGUGCUUUGGAAGUGUUUUUCCAGUUGCGUCCGUCCAACAACCUUGCAUUUGUCCAUCCGCAAAACUUGAUUCGUUUUUUUUUUAAGCAUUUCACCAAAAACACCUCUAGAUAGUAGUUAUCAUAAUUCAGGGGUGUCUAGGAAAACUACAAUUCAAUUAACUCUAUAUCAUAGGGCAUGACAAACAUCAACAGAUCGCAUUACUAAUAUUCAGAACAGAACUGAAAGUGCCCACACAUAUCUGCUUUGUCUCAUCAAGUUUUUUUGUUUUUUUUCCAGGACACCCCUUGCAAUACAAUCUACCUCAAAUGAAUAAUUCCUGCAAUUUUGUCUUAAAACUAGAAGGGAAUCAUUGCAGUGCACAUUCAUGACAAUUCUUUGAGGUCUGAUACAAAUAAUUUACUCUCACUACUCGGCAUGUUUGUAGAGAACACUUACCCCAUCAUUUCUAAACAGAAAAGUUGUUCCGCCCUUAAGAUGGAUACUCUAUUGAACUACUUUGUUGCGAGCUGGCGCUGUUUGCUCGGCUGGGUGUGUUGUAUUGCACAGCCUUCUCAAAGAACAGCAUUUGUGCCUGAAUGAAUAGCCGGUUUAAUUUUAUGACGCGAGUAUAAUGGAAACGUCAUGAAUUUAAAACAAUGUAAAUAUUAGCCUUUUGUGGAAUUAGCGCCAUGAUACUUGAAAGCUCAACAACCAUAUCUGUAUAAUCUGUUUUCUUUUAAUUCACCAUUUGAAUCAUCACUACGGAACCGCAAUAAACUGAAAGUAUACCCAGGAGUUGUUCAGUUCAGUAUGUGGUUGCUGUGUCCUAUACUUCAGAAGACCUCUGGGAACAAAUAGACUGCUCUUCAUUGUGAAAUGCUCUGGGGUUAAGAUCGGAAGUUGGUGUACACCACAUUGACUGAUUAUUGCCAUAUUUUAUUUUCCUUUUACAAUUAUAUAGGAUCUUCAUCUUUUCAUGUUGCCAUUAAUAUGACAGAGGAAUGUAAAGGACUUGUAGAAUCCCCUUAAAAUGACAGGAAUCUGUGUUGGUUUUUUUUUCCACACCAGUGUUUGUACUGUGUUUGCUCUGGCUUCCCGAUAACAAUGUUUUGUUGUCACUUCAACUUUUAAAAAGACUGCAGUUUUUCCAGAGUACCUUAAUCCUAAGAAUAAAAAUGAUUGAAUUUGUGAUUUGUGAAUUUUAUUUAUCUGCAAAUGUGGUGACUGCAGCUCUCUGUCUACCUUUCACUAAACUUUAAAACACAUUUCAGUGUAGAGUAAUUACAUGUUUCUGUUUGAACCAAUCAUUUAGAUCUAAUCUUUUCUGCCCCACAGACUAGAUUUAACACACUUUAUUUUUGUGACCGCCGGUAAUUCCUCCUUAAAUGUUUAUGAUAGGGCACCUUUCUGAGAUGAUCUCUCUGGAUUCAGCCUUUGAAAUAACCCAAGUAUUGAUGCAAUUGAACAAUCCAAAGAAUUACUUGUUUAUUGAUGUAACGUAAAAUUAUAAAUGUAUAAAACAAUCCAAAGAAUUACAUGUUUAUUGGUGUAACUUAAAAUUAUAAAUGUAUAAAUUAACCAUACAUGUUCACCAUUUUUAUUCAGCAUUUUCAGUAGCUUAUGGCCGAAAUAAGCAGUAUCACCAGUAACUAUGACAAUACUACCAUUCUACCAUGUAUUACUGGCAGUAGAAACUUCAGAAACAUUAUUUAACACUGCACCUCUACAAGCCUGUAUGCAAAAUAAAAUGUUUAGUCUCGUAUGUUUCCUAAAGGAUUUUGUAAUUCAGGUAGUAGAGCCAAGUCUACUUCUAGUACACUGCUUUGCUCUGCACAUUACAGUAUAUGCUGUGAUUUCAUAAAAAAUGGAGUAUAUUGCUUCUGUCUUUAAAAUGAUCUUUUAAGUCCUAUUUUUCUGCACUUCUGUAUCUUUUAAGCGCUAUUUAAAAUAUACACCUUGUAUAUUGGUGAUCAUUUAAAUCUUUCAUUCAUGUAUUAAUUUCAGCAUGGUUUACUUUUUAUUUUCAGUUGCAUGAAUCUGUUUCAUUUUGUGACAUUCAAUGUAUUUUGCAGCCUGCAAAGUGUAUCACAGAUUUUUAAAGUAAAGAUUUGUUCAACUUUUCAUUAAACAUCUGGAAAAUGUUUCUUAUUUCA